Molecule: messenger RNA, 519 nt
Organism: Caenorhabditis bovis
Lineage: Eukaryota; Metazoa; Nematoda; Chromadorea; Rhabditida; Rhabditidae
Source: the annotation of a GenBank genome assembly
AUGCAGGAAAUUUUAUACGAGGUUAUCGAAAAAAGCGAGUCGUAUAAAUUUAUUCGGAUGGCCGAUGACCUUCACGAUGUGGCUUCAUAUCUGAAUGACAUGCGAAUUUGCUUCAUCGCGCUCACUAUUACAGGAUACGUCGUGCUUGUAAUAUACCUCUUCGUCUUCUGCUUCCGCCGCAGCCGUCGCAACCAGCCGAGACGUCGCAACUGGGACUAUCAGCUUGAGAGUCAACGAGACUUCAACAAUACCCAACAAGCUGGAGAAGACAUGCUUACAACUGUUCGGACUGAUACAAAUAGUAGUAGCUACAUGGGAAGAAAUCACCACAGGUCACAUCAGAAUAUAGCGCCAACCUUCAUGCGGCACGGUCACAUGAACCAUCAACAGACGACACGACUCGUGGCGGACAACGACGGAUCGGCGGUGAAACACCAAAUUCCGCACAUUACAACGGAGGCUCCAACUGAGGAUAAAGCAAAGGUCCCACAAUUGGUCAAAGACUCAAUUGAUAGCUAA